AUGUUACGAGCCUAUGUGAUUGAUUUUAGUGGUCAUUGGGAUCAGUUUCUACCGUUGGAGGAGUUUGCUUGUAACAACAGUUACCAUUCGAGUAUUGAGAUGGCACCAUUUAAGGCAUUGUAUGGUAGGAGUUGUCGUUCCCCCAUUGGUUGGUUUGAUGCUUUUGAGGUUAAGCCUUGGGGUGCAUACUUGUUGAGGGAUACUUUGGAUAAGAUGAAGUUGAUGGAGUUCAUGGUUGGGGAGAGUGUUCUGCUGAAGGUUUCACCUUUGAAGAGUGUGAUGAGGUUUGGGAAGAGAUGGAAGCUGAAUCUGAGGUUUAUUGGUCCGUUUGAGAUUGUUCAGCGCAUUGGGAAGAUACUGAAGAAGUACCAUCUGGAUAGUUCUCAUAUGAUUCGGUGGGAUUCGGUGUUGCUUGAUCAUAAUUUAGCUUUUGAGGAAGAGCUGAUAGUCAUCUUGGAUAGACAGGUUCAGAAGUUGAGAUUGAAAGAAAUAGCUUUGGUGAAAGUGCAGUGGAGACAUCGUCCAGUUGAGAAGGCUAAUGGGGAGACCAAUUCUGAUAUGCGAUCUACAUAUCUCUAG
Messenger RNA from Lycium ferocissimum, 579 nucleotides. RefSeq lists its product as uncharacterized. Gene Ontology annotation, molecular function: nucleic acid binding. The coding region runs from base 1 to 579 and encodes 192 amino acids. The record is from RefSeq and is a predicted model, not a curated record. NCBI's taxonomy places the organism in Eukaryota, Viridiplantae, Streptophyta, Magnoliopsida, Solanales, Solanaceae. The transcript has 2 exons.